ACUGUAUUUUCAUUUAUUACUUGCCUUUUUAGGAACUUUUUUAACGUUGUGUUGGUGCCUGUUUUUCAAAUUUGACAUAUAACCUAUAAAUCCAAAUUUUUUAGGUUGUAUUUUUAUUAACAAAAAGUAAUAUAAAAAGUCCGAGACUUUCCAACGUCUAAAUAAAUGAUGUUUAGACCAAUAUCCGUAAAUUUAGAAACUGUCGAUGGCUACUUGCAACAGAAUAAUUAUUCUGCUCUUGAACUUUACCUAAAGACAGAAUUUAGACUGGAAAAGGAUGAGACAGGAGUUCCCUUAAAAAUUGAAUUUUCAACUAAAGCUGUGGACUUGCUACAUCAAAUUUUAAAGACAAUUGCUCAACAAAAUCUAACUAAAAACCAUGAAGGCAUUAUAAAAGAAUUAUUCAGGAGUUUGAGGAAUUAUGUCAUAAACCCAGAUGUUCAAACUUAUAUUGUAAAUGACGAAUUUUUUUUGUUGAAUGUGGUCAGUUUUAUGAAUCUACAAUCUGAAAUUAUUCAAAAUGCAUUCCAAAUUAUUUUACAAUUUUUAUUUAAUUUAAUAAUAUCAAAUAAAAGUGCUGUGGAUAAAGUGUAUGAUGUGUUUUAUCCUACAAUACUUACAUUCUUGAAAGACAACAAAUAUGUUUACGAAUCUUCUGCUCUUUUAUACAACAUGUCUUUAUAUAAGGACUUGAAUUUGGAUUGUGGCAUAUAUAAUUGUCUCCUUGAACUUUAUGACUCUCACAAUAGUGUAGAAUAUUUGUAUUUUAUGCUAGAAAAACUAAUAAGUGAUGGCAACUUUUGGAAAUGUUAUAAGAAAUUUGAUAUAAAUAAGAGGGCAGCAGUAUUGGGUGUGAUCAGAGAUAAACAGAUAAAAGGAGAAGCAAUAAAAAUACCAAUAAUAGGUUUAAAAGUGUUAAUAAACCAAUUUGUGACAUCUGGUAAAAUAAUUUUUCAAACAGUAGGAACUAAAGAUUCAAGGUUGGAAGCCUAUGAGAUAUCACAACUUGCACAAGUCAUAUCAUCUUACUGUAGUAAUGAAGAUUAUUUAAAAGUCUUACAAAGUGAUAAAGAUUUAUUAAUCAACUCCGGUGUUUUAUUAAUAAAUAUUCACAGAUUGGGAAAGGAAAGUGAAAAUUGUUUUACUUCAAUACAAAAUUUAUCUGAAAUUAGAGAACCUAAUAAAAACAUUCAAAAACAUCCAGCUUUUGGGUUUAAGGCAGAUCUGAUAAGGAUAAUUGGUAAUUUAUGUUGGAAAAACAAGAUAAUGCAAGACUUGACAAGAGAAGCCGAACUCAUACCAGUUAUUUUGGAUUGUUGUAACAUGGACGCAAGAAAUCCCUUUAUAAUGCAAUGGGUUAUAUUGGCCGUGCGUAACUUGUGUGAAAAUAAUCUGGAAAAUCAAAAAAUUAUUGCUGAAUUGCAUCAACAAGGAACUGUUUCUUCUUCUGUGUUGCAAGAAUUAGGAAUAACGUUAGAGAGUGAUGGUGACAAAUCUAUAAAAAUUGUGUCAUUAGAAACAUUACGAAGUCAGAAAUAAAAUGUAAUUGACAAA
Molecule: messenger RNA, 1554 nt
Organism: Tribolium madens (black flour beetle)
Lineage: Eukaryota; Metazoa; Arthropoda; Insecta; Coleoptera; Tenebrionidae
Product: ataxin-10
Exons: 4
Coding region: 166-1539 (457 amino acids)
Biological process (GO): neuron projection development
Cellular component (GO): cytosol
Source: RefSeq, a predicted model, not a curated record